Ananas comosus (pineapple) is the source of this 3683-nucleotide messenger RNA. RefSeq lists its product as uncharacterized. The coding region runs from base 450 to 3485 and encodes 1011 amino acids. NCBI's taxonomy places the organism in Eukaryota, Viridiplantae, Streptophyta, Magnoliopsida, Poales, Bromeliaceae. The record is from RefSeq and is a predicted model, not a curated record. The transcript is spliced from 5 exons.
CUCCCAAAUUACCCAUCUCUCUCUUUCUCUCUCUCCCUCUCUCCCUCUUCUACACAGACCCAAACCCGAUCGACCCCUCUCGCCGCGUCUCCUCCAACCUCAUCCUCGCUAGGGUUUUCUCCUCAAUCAUUUUCUAGGGUUUUAGACUCGUCCGCUCCUCUCAACCUCACACACGAUGGUCAGAUUGGGAAGGAUCGUUCGCCGAGGUGAUCCCCCUUGAGCUCGCACGUGAUCGUCGCUUGAGAGGACCUUCGCCGAGGUGAUUCCUCUUGAGCUCGCAGGCGAUCGUCGCUUGGGAGGACCUUCGUCGAGUCACACGCGAUCGCCGCUUGGGAGGACCUUCGCCGAGUCGCACGCUUGGGAGGACCUUCGCCGAGUCGCACGCGAUCGCCGCUUGGGAGGAAUCGUUCAUCCACCUUCAUCAUCUUUCUUUCUCACUACUUUUUUUGAUGGACAAAAGUUGGAUACACAAGUCAAGGUUGAGUAAAGAAUACUUUGAUGGGGUUAAUGAUUUCCUUAAUUUUGCAUUUGAGAGGUCAUCUCAAGAUGAAAAAAUAUUAUGUCCAUGCUCACGUUGUUCCAAUAUUAAUUGGCACACACGUGAGGUAGUUAAGGAACACUUGGUAUGCAAUGGGUUUCUCCGAGGGUACACUCGCUGGGCUUGUCAUGGAGAAUCCAUCUCUUCCUCUUCAUCCAGUAGCAAUACAGCGUACUAUCUACAAGAUCCUUUACGACUGCGAGAGUCAACUCAUGAUCAAAUGGGCUCAAGUAGAAAUGAUGAUAUGGAAGGAUUAUUGCGAGAUGCCUUGAGAAUGCAUUUUCAAGAUUCAGAUAAUUCCUCGUCACAAGAAGACAUUCUAAAUGCACAAAAUAUUCGAGUAGAGAGUUAUGAGCAUUGUGAUAUAGGUCUUGAUAGGCAAAAACCUACCGAUGAGCCUAACAUAGGAGCAUCGAACUUUUAUAAGUUGCUUGAAGAUGCAAAACAAGAGCUAUAUCCAGGAUGUACAAAAUUUUCAAAGCUUUCUUUUAUAGUGCAUCUUUUUCAUUUAAAAUGCUUAAAUGGGUGGAGCAGUAAAUCAUUUACAAUGCUUUUGGAAUUGCUUAAUGAUGCUUUUCCUAAUGGUACAUCGCUUCCUAAGUCUACAUAUGACGCGAAGAAAUUUAUAAAGGAUUUAGGUCUUGGUUAUGAGAAGAUCAAUUCAUGUCCAAACGAUUGUAUAUUGUAUUGGGGUGAUAGGUCGAAUGAACAAUCUUGUGAUGUAUGUGGUGCUUCUCGUUGGUUACCAACUGCUACUGAAAAUAUAAAUAAUGAUGAUUUGGGUAAUGAAGAAAGAAAAGGAAGGCCUGCAAAAGUCUUGCGUUAUUUUCCUCUAAUACCAAGACUUCAGAGAUUAUUCAUGUCUCCAAAAACUUCAGAUAAUAUGAGAUGGCAUGACGAAGGACGUACAAAGGAUGGACUAUUAAGGCAUCCAGCUGAUUCUUUAGCAUGGAGAUCAUUUGAUUCUCGAUAUAAGGAUUUCUCUUCUGAUCCUCGAAAUGUCAGAUUAGGACUUGCCACUGAUGGCUUCAAUCCUUUUAGAGCUAUGAAUACUUCUUAUAGCAUGUGGCCGGUUAUUUUAAUUCCAUAUAAUCUGCCGCCUUGGAUUUGCAUGAAACAAUCUUCAUUUAUCUUAUCAAUGAUUAUUCCUGGUACAAAGGGCCCAGGAAAUAAUAUUGAUGUCUACUUGCAGCCACUUAUAGAGGAAUUAAAGCAAUUGUGGGAAGGUGUGGAUACCUAUGAUGCAUCAAGAAAACAUAAUUUUCGCAUGCGUGCUGCUUUGCUAUGGACUAUUAGUGACUUUCCAGCUUACGCAAAUUUAUCUGGUUGGAGCACAAAAGGUCGCUAUGCUUGUCCAUGUUGUGCUGAUAAAACUUGUUCCAGAUGGUUAUAUAACGGAAAGAAGUUUUGCUAUAUGGGGCAUCGUCGGUGGUUAAGUGAAACUCACAAAUUCCGCUAUCAAAAACACCUAUUUGAUGGCACUGAAGAGUUUAGAUCUACACCUACCCCUAUAUCUGGAACAGAUGUGUUGAAGCAAGUAGAAGGCAUCAACUUUAGAUAUGGAAAGGUGCCUAAUUCUAGUAGAAAUAAAGCUUCCACCAGUAUGCAGUCAAAAAAACGGGUGAGAGAACAAACGGACAAUUCUCAAGAUCUUGACAAUCAAUCAUAUAAUUUAGAGGCAAUUGGGAUAGAUAGUGAUGGAGAGGAAGAUGAAGAUAAUUUCAACAACACUAGCUUGUGGAAAAAGAAGAGCAUUUUCUUUAUGUUGCCUUAUUGGAAGUACAAUUUAUUGCGGCAUAAUCUUGACGUGAUGCACAUAGAAAAAAAUGUUGGUGAAAAUGUGUUUGGAACGAUAUUAAACGAAGAUGGUAAGUCAAAAGAUAAUAUGAAGGCACGUCUUGAUUUAGUGGAUAUGGAUAUAAGGCAUGAACUUCAUCCUCAAUCACUCCCUAAUGGUAGGACAUAUUUGCCUUCUGCUUGCUAUUUGCUAUCUAGAGAAGAAAAUGAGGUAUUUUGCAAAGUUUUAAAAGACAUCAAGGUUCCAGAUGGUUUUGCUUCGAAUAUCUCAAGGUGUGUUAAUCUAAAGGAGUGUAGAUUGUUAUCUCUUAAGUCUCAUGAUUAUCAUAUUUUGAUGCAAGAUCUCUUGCCACUUGCUUUGCGAGCGUCUAUGACAACGGAAGUCACCUCAACUUUAAUUGAGCUAAGUAACAUUUUUAAGGCCAUAUGUUCCAAAGUUCUUAAUGUUGAAGAUCUUGAGCAACUCCAACAUCGUGCUGCAAUUACUCUUUGCCAUUUGGAGAAGAUUUUUCCUCCUUCUUUUUUCACUAUCAUGGUGCAUUUAGUUAUCCACCUUUCCGAGGAGGCCAAACUAGGUGGACCAGUCCACUAUAGGUGGAUGUACCCAAUAGAAAGGAAUCUAUUUAGAUUGAAAUCAAAUGUUCGUAACAAAGCUCAUCCUGAAGGCUCAAUCGCCGAAGGGUAUUUGGUGGAGGAGUGUCUAAUAUUUUGUUCAAGAUAUCUUGAAGGAGUUGAGACGAGAUUUAAUAGACCUGUUAGAAAUUAUGACACUGUUGAUGCUAAAAACAAAUUGACUAAUUGCUCGGGAACAUCUGAAUCUUCUCGAGAGGAUGUGAUUGCAAUGGAAAACAAAAUUUAUAUCGAAGUCAUAAGAAAAGAGUAUGGCGGCAGAGUGGGAGGGCUAGGAUUGAUCCCAUCCGAAAGUUGUGUGUGUUAUAACUCGGAAUCAACGGAGGAAGUGCAAAAGUUAAGAGAGGAAGUGCAAGAGAAUAAAAAAAUGGUGUCUCAAUUGCAGUCCCAAUUAGCUGCUGUUAUGGAAUUUAUAAGACAAAAAAUACCUGAUUGUAACUUUGGUGGCAGUCGUCAGGAUCCUGAGUCUUCAGGCACUUGCUAUACGUCAGCAUCAUCAAAUCCUUCCCGUGAUACUUGAUCAUUUCUUUUGUAUUUGGACCUACUAUGUCCUUUAGCAUCAUUUUAUGUUUUGAGCUACUGUGUCAUUUCUGAAAAACUAUUUGGAUAUUAUAGUUUUUUAUCAUUUUAUUGAUGUUGAGGAUGUGAGGAACAAUUAGUAUUUUGGUUUCAUUCGAUACUCUUGGCUUAUAUAUGAAUGAAACAACUUUUUUUGCUA